AUGAGUAUUCCUCAAAGGGCUUCUGGUAGUAUUGGACAAGAUAAUGAUCAAGAAGAUUUCAAUUCCGCUAAAUCAAACAUGUCACCAGAUAAUGAUUUUAUAGAUGAUCCUUUGGCGAGGGAAAAAAGAUUUUACUACCUCGCCACUUCCGUUCCCCUCUAUCAAGCUGCCCUAAAAGGAGAUUGGAAAGUUGCUAAGGCUCUAUUUGAGAAAUAUCCAGAUGUCUUUCGCCGUCCCAUAACAGAAGGGAAUGAGACAGCUCUUCACAUCGCAGUCACAGCAGAACGCACUGAUUUUGUUAAAGAACUGGUCAAAUGUAUGGAUCCGGUUGAAAUAGCAUUACCAAAUAACAAUGGAAACACAGCCCUUUACUUUGCUGCUGGAUCAGGAAUCGUGUCCAUUGCCCAGGAGAUGGUGGAAAAGCAAAAGGAACUGCCAUUAAUCCGCGGUAGCGGUGACAAGACCCCACUUUACGUGGCAGCUUUAAACGGACGUAGAAAGAUGGUGUCGUAUCUAUACCCUCUCACUCCUUUUGAAGAUUUGGAAACUAUCGAACGCAUUGAUAUCCUUAUUGCUACUAUUUCUACUGAUAUGUACGGUAUGUAUUUGGGAGUUUGA
Corylus avellana is the source of this 618-nucleotide messenger RNA. Lineage: Eukaryota; Viridiplantae; Streptophyta; Magnoliopsida; Fagales; Betulaceae. The record is from RefSeq and is a predicted model, not a curated record.